Molecule: messenger RNA, 12825 nt
Organism: Phyllostomus discolor (pale spear-nosed bat)
Lineage: Eukaryota; Metazoa; Chordata; Mammalia; Chiroptera; Phyllostomidae
Gene: PSD3
Product: pleckstrin and Sec7 domain containing 3
Exons: 18
Coding region: 938-4810 (1290 amino acids)
Biological process (GO): regulation of ARF protein signal transduction
Molecular function (GO): guanyl-nucleotide exchange factor activity
Source: RefSeq, a predicted model, not a curated record
AGGAAGGUGAGCACUGCUGGGAAAAAGGGAUAUGGGAUAAUAACAGAAUGGGAGCUUUUUGAUGUUAUUUCUAAAAAUGAAAUAAUUAAGCCUAAAAGGCCUUUCCUGUGGUAGCCCGCUCACUCCGUGUUUUCACUUGGUGUCAAAGAGACUACAAGCUACCACACCGAAUGCAAUCAGUGUGGCAUCUGGGACUCCAUAAGAGGCCACUGUUUCUCUAACUUCAGCUAACCAGUGCACUUCCUGUAACUGGCUUUGGAUUAAUUAUCAAAGCCAAAGGAUCUGGUUACCCUCUGGCUUGUUUUAGAAUCACUCUCCCUUUCACUCCCGGCUAGCAGAAGUGUCCCAUGCUGCACUGAGAUCAUUCCAGCAUUGAAAAAAAACUUUCUCUUUUGACAAAUACAACCAGAGAGAUCAUGGGGUUAGCUACAACUCUUUGAAGAAACUUGUAUAUCAUUUUGCAAUUGAUGAUUCCUAAUUUGCUUGAUAUAUGUACUUUUUACACCUUUUCUUUGACAAAUCAACCAAGAUUGAGUGGUUUUCAAUUGUGGCCUGAAGUGUAGAAGAGAAAGAAUGAGGAAGAACAUCAUUUGAAGAUUUUACAGAAAAAAGAGAUUGGCAUUUUUAGUCUGUUGUGGAGUCCUCUGGAAUAAACAAUCACUGACAUCAGGCAGCUUAACUGAGUGCAUUUUACAUUUCAAGUUUCAGACACAGCCUCAAAGCAAAGAGGAACCUCUCCAAGAACUUGACCAGAUGCAAGCCUGAUCUUUCUCUUUACCUUCCUUCCCCAGAGACAACUAUUAUCAAGAAUCUGGCUCUUGGUGGAACCAUGGGGCCGCCGAGUCACAUCUGCCCACAGCUGCUGGCAUUCGAAUGUCUGGGCACUGAGGUCUGAACCGCUACCCUGGCAAGGACCAGCCCUACCCCCUUGGAGGAAAUGGCUGAGCAGCCCGAGCAACAGCAGAUGAAAACUUCCUUCCUCUUCAUCCAGCUGCAGGCCCCCCCUGCCCGAGCUCUCCCCGCCCUGUCUCCAGCAGCUACUGCCUGGACAGCAGCCCCAGGGGGCCCAGAGGAGGGACACAGUUUCCCAAGUCCCAGGACAGGCUUCUUGGCAGGCCAGGACCUCGGACGCACUGAGGGCUCAGUUGCCCCUCCCUCGAGCCUGCUGCCAAAGGAGAGCCGUGGGACAGAGCAGCCAGCUGCUUUCAGUUGCUCUGCUCAGAAGGAGAAGGAGGGAGAGGAAAAGCCUCAGGAUCUGGGUGUAUGGAAGGAUAGCAUCUGCGGAUCCCCACGUUGCAGGCUAUCCCUGGCCCCUGCCUCCAGGAAACCUGGCCAGCUCCAGCCCCCAUCAUGCAGACCUCCUAGCCCUGAUGUCAUCAUGAGCAAUGGAAGCAGCAGUCCCUCCACAUGUUGGAAGCAAUGGCCUGUCGUUAUUGUCCCCCAGGACCCAGGGGACACGGACCCUCAGACUUGGAAUGCUUUGGAAUGCUCAAUUCCGCAGGCUGCCCUGGCCCACACUGCUGACCAAGGUGAAAGGGCUGUGCUGAGGAAAGAUGCUGCCACCAGCCCAGUACUUCCGAAGAGCCAUAAAGAGGGCCCAGGUACCCCUGUGCAGGCCAGGAGGGCAAAGCUCUGCAGAUACUGUCCGCCCAUUCAGACCAGCAGGAGCUACCCAGCCCCGCCUACCAAUCUGCCUCUCAAGGCAGAGACAUUUGUUUGGGGUAACAAUGCAUCAGCACAUUCCCAGAGUGUUGCCAAGGCCAAAUAUGAAUUUUUAUUUGGCAGAUCUGAAGAGAAAACUCCAGAUACUAGUGAUCAUGGAGGAAGCACUUUACUCCCACCAAAUGUCACAAAUGAAUUUCCAGAAUAUGGGACCAUGGAGGAAAGUGGAGAAGGCCUGAGAACCUCUCUCGAGUUUGAUGCAGAGUCUCUGCCAUGCUGCCCACAGGGGCAGGAGAGCGUCCAGCUUCUCGCUGGCCCCCACUCCGGUCUCAACAGUGUUACAGCAGGACCAAAAGGCGUUGGAGAGGCCCCCUCUCACAGCCACCUCACGGAGCAACGUUUACAGCCCAUAGACUCUUUGAUUUCAGCUCUGAAAGCUACUGAAGCCAGAAUAGCUUCAGGAACGCUACAGGCUACAACGGUACUGGACAAAGAUGCUGUUUCUAGUUUUCCAGUUCAGCGGCUGGAAAAAGAGUUGGGCACUGCCAGUCAUCAAACACAGAGAGCCAGCAGCACACUAUUCCCUGCUGGCCAAGAAAAACCACCUUAUAUACCUCUCUCAGCUGAAGUUACAGUGGAGGACCAUUUUCAUUUGAGCAUCCAGAAGGAUCUGACAGUGCUGUUAACUGCGGAGACUCAAGCGAAUCCUGGGGGGAAAGGGGCUGUCCGUGUGCAGGAGCCAGCUCGUCCAGCAGCCUCCGCAGGGAGCCCAGCAGCGACCCACAACUCUGUGGGCAGUGUGGGUGUUUUGAGAGAGCGGAGGUCUGAUCUGGGGAGAGAGCACCCGGUGGGAUAUGAUCGACGCAGCUCCACAGGCCGCCCAGGCCGGGUCAAACAUGUGGAAUUUGAAGGGGUGGACAUGCUGUGGACAGGAGGGGAAAAAAGAGAGACACGGCAACCUGUGGAUUUGGAGACAAACUCUACCUCUCCUGAAAGCAAGGGGCUUUCCAAAGUGCCAAGCCACGCCAUCUCCUCUGCUGGUUUGUAUAAUUCAGCUGGUGUCACUGAGAGUGUUGGGAGUGAAGCCUGGAGAGGUCCUUCAGGGAGGCCCGCCUCUAGGUCAGGGACAUUUUCCCCUGUGCCUCUUGUUGAGAGUGGAGAGGAUGAAGUCUUCCUACAGGAAAACAAAGAACACCUUGAGAAGAAGUCUGACCUGGAGAGAGACAAGGAGAGGAUUCUUGAACAGGAGGAGUACCUUACAGGAGGAGAGGAUGAGAUCCUUGGCCCCGGGUACACAGAGGACUCCACGGAUGUGUACAGCUCCCAGUUCGAAACCAUCUUGGACAACACCUCCAUGUACUACAGUGCGGAGUCCUUGGAGACAUUGUACUCGGAGCCCGAGAGCUAUUUCAGCUUUGAGAUGCCCCUCACUCCGAUGAUACAGCAGCGCAUUAAAGAAGGCACUCAGUUCCUGGAGAGGACAGCAGUGGGAGGACAGCAGGACCUCCUGAGCGUCUCAGCAGAUGGCGGAAUAGUGAUGGGCUACUCUUGUGGGAUCGCCAACGGGCUCAGUGAUGCUGGGGACUCCAGCUACGCAAAAGGCGCCCCGGAGAUUGCCUACUGGGGAAGUUCUCACAACCAUGCUCGGGUGAAAACAGCCCUGCUAGAGCCUCAGUCUGAAAUGGGGAACACGGAGAUUCUGGAAAGGGAGCCCUUAGAGAGUCUCAGCAAUGGCACCAGCAGCAACGUGGAAGCUGCCAAAAGGCUGGCCAAACGCCUUUAUCAGCUGGACAGAUUCAAAAGAUCGGAUGUUGCAAAGCACCUAGGCAAGAACAAUGAAUUCAGCAAACUAGUUGCAGAGGAAUAUCUGAAGUUUUUUGAUUUCACGGGAAUGACGCUGGAUCAGUCUCUCAGGUAUUUCUUUAAAGCAUUUUCUCUUGUGGGAGAAACUCAAGAACGAGAGCGAGUUUUAAUACACUUCUCCAGUAGAUAUUUUCAUUGUAACCCGGAUACCAUUGCUUCACAAGACGGAGUGCAUUGCCUCACCUGUGCGAUGAUGCUGCUCAACACGGAUCUGCACGGCCAUAAUAUUGGAAAGAAGAUGACCUGCCAGGAGUUCAUUGCAAAUCUCCAAGGUGUUAAUGAGGGUGCUGAUUUCCCCAAGGAUCUACUGAAAGCUCUGUACAACUCAAUCAAGAAUGAGAAGCUUGAAUGGGCUGCAGAUGAUGAAGAGAAAAAAAAAUCUCCAUCAGAAGGCACUGAUGAGAAGGCUAAUGGAACACAUCCGAAGACCAUCAGCCGCAUUGGGAGUACCACCAACCCAUUCCUGGACAUUCCUCAUGACCCAAAUGCCGCCGUGUACAAAAGUGGGUUCUUGGCUCGGAAAAUUCACGCAGAUAUGGAUGGAAAGAAGACUCCAAGAGGAAAGCGAGGAUGGAAAACCUUUUAUGCUGUACUAAAGGGAACAGUUCUUUACUUGCAAAAGGAUGAAUAUAAGCCGGAGAAGUCACUGUCUGAAGAGGAUUUGAAGAACGCAGUGAGCGUGCACCACGCGCUGGCGUCCAAGGCCACGGACUACGAGAAGAAGCCGAACGUGCUCAAACUGAAAACCGCUGACUGGAGGGUCUUGCUUUUUCAAGCCCAGAGUCCGGAGGAGAUGCAGGGGUGGAUAAGCAAGAUCAACUGUGUGGCAGCUGUGUUUUCUGCACCGCCGUUCCCAGCAGCUAUCGGGUCUCAGAAGAAGUUCAGUCGCCCACUUCUGCCUGCCACUACAACAAAACUGUCUCAGGAGGAACAGCUGAAAUCUCACGAAAGCAAGCUGAAGCAGAUUACCACAGAGCUGGCUGAGCACCGCUCAUAUCCCCCGGACAAGAAAGUGAAGGCCAAGGAGAUAGAUGAGUACAAACUGAAAGAUCACUACCUGGAGUUCGAGCAAACCCGCUACGAAACUUACGUCAGCAUUCUGAAAGAAGGAGGCAAGAAGCUCCUGAGUAACAGUGAGAGUGAGGCCGCGGGACUGAAGAAGUCGCAUUCGAGUCCAUCGCUGAACCCAGAUUCAUCUCCGGUCACUGCCAAAGUCAAGCGUAAUGUGUCAGAGAGGAAAGAUCACCGGCCUGAAACACCCAGCAUUAAGCAGAAAGUUACUUAGAAUCCACCUGUGACCAGGAAAGUGCUGGUCAUGGAUAAAAUAGAGUUUUUCAAGAUCUUUCUGGUAAAUCCGUGAAUAUAUUUAAAAAAAUAGUCUGUGACUAAAUGGUGCAUUAGUAACCUUUUCUAUUGUACAUUUUUUUGUUAGUUUCUGUACAGAUUGUCCCUUUGCUCUUGAUUUCUUUGCUUUGAUGGUUUUUGCGACUUGAUAACUAAUGCACCUUUUCGUGAGGCGGAGGGGAUCAUGAUUUCAGAGGGAAUUAUGUGUCCCUUCUCCUUUGGUUUUCUCUUGUUUGCACUCUGCUCAGUUGUUAUGUAUUCUCAAACCAACUGUUACACUUUUUUUUAAGGUUAAAAAAUUUAAUCCAUUGUGAAACACUUAACUGGACAAACUUUGUAGCUUAGUAAAUUCUAGCCAGAGUUAAUAUAAACCUUUAUAUGUGAGAUCUCAGCCGGUCACAGAGGUAGAGUUGAGCACUCUCAGAAGUUCAAUUCCGAAUGACAGUUCUGGGAAUCAAUGUGGCCCGCGGGCGGUGCGGCCAUGCGUGCAUCUCAUUAGCACUUACUGUUGAGCCCUGACCCUGCUGGCAGCAGGGAGCUGGGAUGAGAAGAUCACGGCCCGCCGGACUGGCCGAAGGAAGCAGCCGUCUUGCUUCAAGCGCGGAGUCCGUUUCAGCCAAGCAGGGAAAGAGAAAGCAGAACCUUUUUGCCAUUGAAGGUUGAGGAAAGAUGACACCGAGUUCGUUUUGUUUUCUAAAGAACUGUGACAACAAUCAGCUCUUGGGAGCUGCAGCGGUAGGCGUGUGUGCGGUCUGUAGAAAUCGUUACCUCACUCCCACGGGGUCUAGACUAGGAAUCCAGAAUCAUCUCCGCUGUCAACACCCUGCUGUCCAGGGAGUUACACAUGCCGAGGCAUGGUUGUAAGAAUAGUGGGGUCUUAAGCAAAACAGUAAGAGAGGAAAACGAAGUUGCAGUUUUCCAACGAUGGAAUACUGACUCUUUAAAAUCAAUCUGAAAGUAAUAAGUAGUCUGAAUGAGUGAUGAUUGGGAAGCUGAGGAAUCUACUGGUUGCAUUUACAGGGUUACUUAGUUCAUUCUUGGUCUUUCUGCUAGCCACUUCUCUCUGCUCCUACUGAACUUUCUCCUAAAAAUAAACACUUUAUUUGAAAUCAUUUCUUUCUAUCUACCCAGAAUAGUUCUAUUGACCUUUAAGUCGUGAGCUUGUUCCAGUGACCAUCCCUUUGAAAUUCAGGGCGAAAAAAAGGACCCUCUCUUGCACAGGAAGAGAUGGGAGCGAGAGUAGAGCCCACUGUGAGUUAGAACCUUCUGGUCACGAAGCCUCGAAACUUUGCGACCCUUAAAACUGUCAUCUCCACAACUGCAGGACUAACGGAAUCGCAUAGAAUACUCUUUUCCUCCCACUGAAGUUUGCUCUAGUUCUACUCAGUUUGUUAGUUAAAGGUACUAUGACCAAAGAACCCAGACUCUGCGUGAAUUGCAUGAUUCCAGUGAAUCAGAGGAGGCCUGCCGUAAACCACGACGGUCUCCAGUGGCUCUUGUUCUGCUGUCCCGGCAUGUAAUUACUGGAUUAUUUAUUCACCUUCACUUCCUUCACCUCUAUCAGUGUUUGUAUUCUGCUGGUGCCCGGAAAGAGGAAACCCCUCUCCAAGGCUGUAGCUGCUUGUUCUCAGAUGAGGAUUUUGCCACACCUCCGAAAAACUCCCUCCAGCCCUCUGUCUCAUUUAGGUAAAGACAGUGACUGCAUUUAUGUCUCAGACAGGACGUUGACCAGUGUGGUGUGUGGACCUGAUUCAUUGUUGUAGCUUCGACUGGAUUCAGGAUGUCCACAAGGGACUUGUCUUCCUCCCUAGGAUCUGAGCAAUCAGCCAGUUUGUUUUCUGCCUCGAUAUCUGUCCUGAGCCGGGGAGAGAGGGGGACCCAGACCCUGUCAUCUCCGAGCUUCGGCCACCGGAGGAAAACAGACAUCCCCGACUGGCUCGAAUGUGUCUGCCCACCGUGUGAGUGUGUCUGUGUGCACAGCACGUCUCUGUGUGUUUCCUUAGAGUACUUGACGAGCGUAGAAUGGUACCGAGCUGCCGUGUGUCUGACGUGCAGAGUGCCGAGGCUCUGAAACACUUGGUUCGCGUCAGCCUGGCAGCCUCAUCCUGGUGAUAUGACUCACUGAUGUUAUCUCCAGGAACUUCUGGACAUGCUAAUGGAGUAUUGGGUGCAAAAGGCACUUUUGAAGCUGCAGUACGCAAACUGUGUUUGCACAGUUUGUCUUUAAAAACAACUGCAAGGUUCUUUGGAGAGCCAGGAUGGCACAUCGUCCUGGCCUGGUGCUGUCCAUCUUUAGGAGCCGGGCUGUGAGCGCCUCCUCCUGGUGGCCUCUGGGUUACUGUCUGUUGUAGGCAUACCUGGCGGGCUGCAGGUUUAUUCUGUAGGAAGAAAUGGCCCCUGGUUCGACUGUACUUUGAAACUCUUGCCCACAGCCAAGCACAUUUUCUUCUGCAGUAAUUUCUUUCCUAUGGUAUCGAGUCAGAAGACAUUGAAGACAUUCCUUUCCCAGCUAAGCCCCGCCUACAGCCCAUUCACGGUACAGGGAGCUAUCCUCCCCCUCCCCCUCCUCCUCCUCCUGUAGGUACUCCCCACCCAGCCCAUGCCUCACCCACUGCUCAGCCUCGGGAGUCUUGGGACUGCUCUUCACGUAAUAAAGCAUUAUCCUCCUUCACAUACAUACACUUGACAUUAGUUUUCAGUCUAGGAAAUCUUGACAGUCAUCAGAACACUUGAGUGAUAGUCUCGUUGCACAGCUCACCAUAGAGGUGGCCCGUGUAUUAAGUCCUUGUUGACUUUGACGGGGAGGUGUCAGGGAUGCAUGGUCAGCAAUCCAAACUUAAUUACUAGCAUACAGAGUCCUUAUUUUAUUGCCAGCCCAUAGAUAUUAAUUGAAGUAUGCUUUUUAAAAAACACAUAGUAUGAACUCUUAGCAAUGCCUAAUUAAGCCAAGCAAUACUUCUGUGCAUUUUAAUUAGUCUCAGUAAGACCAGCGUGUGGGAGAGUCAUCUGGUGGCGCUGCAGUUCCCGGGGAGGAAGCAGCUGUCCAAGAUCCUCUGUGCUUCUCCGACUGCUGCCUUAACUCAGAAGAUGGGGGCUGUUUCCCAGUUCCCAAAAGUGAUGUGAGGGAGUUAAUUCUGCAAGAGGAAAGUUGAUUGGCUUUCUGAGGCCAAGCCAGCUGGAGUUCGUAUUUCACCCUGUGGCCAAAUCUCAGAAUUUCUGAGGCUGGAGAAGAAUCUAGACAACAGCAGGGAAGGAGGCCCUUUGCCGCCUAAGCACAGAGGUAUGGAGUCCCCCGCUGGCCCCCGCCUGCCCCUCCCUCCGUCGGGAGAGAGCCCGGAAGACGCUCGGAGAUGAGACGGGGCCUGAGACAGGAGCUGCACCUCCUCUGCCCUUGUCCCUGAUCGACCUUAAACAAGUUUGUCCACUGUCAAACACCCAAGACUUUCUUGGGUUUAGUGAGUUGCCUUGAAAUUCGAUUCCUUCACCAUUUCUCCUUGUAGCCACCAGUUAAGCUUUUCUAAGCCUGAAUUCACAGGGAGUUCAUCAGCCUUCUUGGUGCAAACCUCUGUCAUUUAGCUCUCGGGGACCCUGUCAAGGUUUCAGCUGGUUGGGAGCCACCUUCCUUCUUUCCGCAGCGAACAAUCCCUUCACUUCUCAAAUGACAGGAUGUUUCCCCGUUGUUGAAUUAGCCCAGUUCACAAAGAACCAGUGUGGCAUCCCAGGACUUGUUAAAAGUAGAGUCUAGCUCUGAGGAGUAGUGUGGUUUGGGGUUUAAGUAGCACCUGCUUUUCUCACAGAGCAUCCGACUUCCUCUGACAAAAAAAGUUAAGUCACCUUUCUAGGCAGGUGAGCCUCUGGGCCGGCCUCGCCCCAGAGCUUCCUGGCUGUCUCUUGCCCCAGGUUAGCCCCUCUUUCCACCAGCCUUUUGCCAUCUUCCACCAUCAAGGCAUCCAGAGGACUUCAGAGAUCAGUAGUUUACGGCAAAAUUCACCCAAAAAAUGCUUCUCCUCUCAGAUUCCUUUUCAAUGUCUCUCUCACAAGGACUGAAGUCCAAAGUCAUUGCCAUUCUCAUGUUAUAGUAUCCAAAGCCCAAGGGGGCGGCCUUCUGCUUAAGACAGUGCAUGCAGAGAGAAUGUCUUCACAGGAAGAAUGUCAGUAAAUACUUGAAUCUGCAUGACAGUUUGUCGACUUGAAUGCAACAGCAAGAAAAUAUUGCAAGUUAAGUAACUGUAUAUAUAGUAGGUUUCCUUCCGUCUCUUUGGCUCAUCUGUGUAAUUCACGUGUGUAUCUCGUAUUUCAGGCCUUUGGAAAAUAUUCAUAUAGGUAGUAUGUCAGACAUCAAAGAAAAUGCUUUCCUGUCUCCUGCCAAUGUUGUAUUUGUGGGUAUUUAUGGUUGUAUGUAUGUAUAUGUAUCAAUGUGUAGAUUGUAUAUCAGUAUAUGGUAUAUGUACAUCAAAUUUAUUUUUGUCCUUAAUAACCAGUGUGAUAUGAAAAGCAAGUAAAAACCUCAUAGGAUUGAAUAUAUAAUGCAGUUAUUGAGAAUAUAUAUAUAGUGGUACUGUUUUAUUAAACUUAAAUUCAAAUGAUAUUUUGAUUAAAUUUUUGUAAUAAUAAGAUUUUAUGCUAGAAAAUUUCAUCUUUGAGCUUUGAAUCACCAGGGCAAAAAUGACUCUGAACUAACUUUGUGAAACUAUUUCAGUGUGCUGUGUACAAUACCGAGGGGGGAGGUAGCUCAUUAUAAUUUGGGAUUACAGAAAGGGGAAAAAAUCAACAAACAAAAACGGCUGUUUUAGCAACUUCAGUAUUAAGAGCACUUAGACAUAAAGCCAAACUGGCAGUGUUGGGCUUCUUACAAAAUGUGAUGCUGUAAAGCACACGUUCUUUAUUGUUGUAAUUAGCCCAGGACAAUGGAGCUCUCAGAAGAACACAAUAAGUACCCACCGUCUUGUUUAUGUGCCUGUGUCUAUUUCGUAGUAGAUCCAACCACGCCCCCUGUGCCACAUCCUUCCUCCUUUACUUUAGAGAAACAGUGCACACGCUAAGGCGUAUCAGGGCUUCCCAGGAUCGGGUACUGUACUCCAGGUUCGCGGUUGCACAGACUGGCGUCUGGUGUCACAGGUGAAAGAAUUCUCGGACGAGCUAUGGACCAGGCUAAAACUUUCUUUAAUAUUUUUAUACUUAAGUCUCUUUUCCUGCCUCUCCCCAAAGAAGAGCCACUGGCCUUAGUUGUUUGAGCUUACUGUUUAUCCGACAGCAUGUACAUAGAUGACUAGAGAUUACAGUUUUAUUAACCAGCAUGUUCGGUGUAUUCUGAGUGAGUGGUUGGGGGCCGUGUGUCUGUUGACACACGCAGCCUCGUGUUCUCGUACCUGCUCCCGGUGCGGAGAAUGGGAGGUGUGGAGUGGGAGACUAAUCUUCGGCUCCGGGCCGCCAUAGUGUGUUGGUAGUUACAUUUGAGCUUUUCUUAUUAACUUAAGUCGCAAACUGUUUUUGCAAAUAUAUCGCACUUCCCGAUUUGUUCCUGACGUGCGGUGCACUGGCUCUGUGACGGAUCAGCAGGGCCUUUGUUCUGCAAGACUAUGUUUCCUUCUGAGAAUUAUAGUGCUUUGCAAAAACAUCCAUUUGAUUCAAGAAUCAUAUACAGCAGGAGUAGCAAAAGUAGAAAAGCUUCAUUUUGGGCCUUAAUUAUUUGAAAUGUUUGGACUUUCAGUAUAAAGCCAUGUAGGUUAUAAAGCCAAGUCACCAUUUGGCAUGGAUAAUAAUAUCUACUCUGCAGAGAGUGUAUAUGCGCAUUAAUUUUUAAUGCCAUUAGCAUACUUUUUUAAGCUAUAGAAACAAGAGUAAUUAGACCAAAUGAAAGGUGGGGGUGGGGGUGUGUGUGAGCUAGUCACCUUUCCUUUGGGGGUAGAAAUGCAUGUGCUCUGUCCUCUGCUUUGUCCCAGUAGGUGUGUAAGGGGAAAGGGUCACAUAUCUAGGCUUCUCACACACAUGUAUGCACACAUAGUGAGUGUUCUAAGUUCCACAAACCGGAGACACCAAGGCCAGAGCGCUCUAAAGAAGUGAUGCACAGAGGGGGUGGAGAUUGCCUGACAGGAAUGUGUUUCCAGGGCAGGGAGGAGUUCGAGCUCUAGUGUGUGAUUUCGAGGUGCACUACAUCUUAACAAAUGAGGGGAUACACAUCGCGUCCUUUCUGGCAGACCACCACAUUGAUGGCUUGCUUGUCAUUCACAAGCAGCCACUCUCCAGAGUUCCCCCAGUGGCUGGGGGAAGUUCCAGAAGGCUGGUGUGCGCCAUUUUCCAGGCGGCAUUGCUGCCUGUUCUGGAGAUCACGUGCAAACGGAGAGGCGACGAAGCACUCUCCCUGGCAGCACUGUGUGCUCGUCCACUCUCCACUCGGCGCUGCCCUGCUGCGAGAGAGCUCAGACUGAAGGUUGCCAAACAGUUAGUUGUGCACUUUUCCGUCAGCAACCACGAGAAGGAACCUAGCUAAAACAUGUUUCCCUUUGCAGGGUAGAGCGCUAACCUCCUAUGUAUAGUGUUGUGAAAUAAGCACCUUAACUUCAAUUCCUGAAAAUGUUGGUUAAUGGAGAGAAUUUUGGAGUUUCACUGAUUAUUUCCCUGCGAGCCUGCCUUGGUAAGCCACCAGACCCGAAGUCCCGGCCACACGCUCAGUGAAGGGCAGCACCUCAGGUCUGAGGCUCCUCACCCGGGCCCCUGAUGCCGGGGCCACGGAGGGUGGCAACGUGUUCUCUCUGCAAAGAGGAGCUUCGCCUGGCCUUCCACUCCACACCCUGGGCUUCACAGGCUCCUUUAGGGAUCCAGCUGUCCUAGUGGGCUGACCCUGCUGAGGCCAGAUGUCAACUUUGAGAGGGACUGAGUCACUGGGGGUGGUGACACGUGACAAUGGCAUAAAGAUAAUUCUCAGAUGGAAGCCAAGACCAGAUAUUUUUGCUUUUGCACCCAGAUUUCUGGAAAUGGAAAACCUUCCAUUUCUGCAGGGAGGGUCAAGGAACACGAAGCUCACUGCCUAGCCACGCUGCUCAGUCCAGGGGAGAGCUGUCGGGUAAAGGCCUGAAUGCCUCCCCGCAUUCUCUUCUACCUCAAGUCGUGGGAGCCCGUGUCUGGAACAGCAGUCCACCCAGUGGAGCGCUGAUGCUGUCAGCCUUGAUGGCUGGACGACAGGCAGAGGGGAGGGAGUUUGUAUCCUCAAAUAACACGAGUGUAUACAUGUAAAGCAAGCUUUUGACUUUCUGACCUGUUCACUGGACUCGAUUCACUGUGGCUCAAACGAACUGGCAGUGUGGAACAUUCCUUUACCUUCAAAGUUUUCUCCACCAAUCAUUUCAGUUUCAUUGCAGUCCUGGUGCCAUAUGUCCCUGCAAAUUGUGAAAGUAAUUAGUGACAAAGUAGCAGCCUCCUCCUUUUCAGUGGCCAAACUCUCAGCGUCAGCAGACCGGGGUCCGCUAGUGGUACCAAACCCUGUUCCUCGUCACCACCCACGAGACUUGAGACAGGCCGUCUCCUAGAAAAUGGGGGCGUUUGUGGUGGUCAGCUUUUGAAUGGAACAGUAAUUUAUGUGGAUAUUGUUAAAGUGUUUAAAACUAUUUUGAAAAUUAAGUUUACAUUUUACAGUUGCUUUAUUUUGUAUUAAACGAGCUGUACGUGAAGAUUACAGUUCGCCGUGUUGCAGUACCUGAACCGCGUGGCCCUCGCCUGGUGGCAUCGGCGCUGUGGGGUACACAGCGCACUUCCCUAGUGUGUAAAUGUUCACGAGUGGAACUGUUCCUGUGUUUUUACAAGUUGGGGGUGAUUUGUUGUUUUACGACAACAAAAUUUAUUGCAUUGAAAUGGUUUUUACGUGAUAGAAAUCAUGCGAAAUAGUGAAGGAUUUAAAGUAUGUAUAUGAUACAUGUAAAUGUCCAAACUUUAGAAAGAAAUAAAACUGACAAAUUUCAA